This is a messenger RNA of Theobroma cacao (cacao), 1317 nucleotides long. Its product is annotated as non-functional pseudokinase ZED1-like. Gene Ontology annotation, cellular component: plasma membrane. Gene Ontology annotation, biological process: cell surface receptor signaling pathway; protein phosphorylation. The record is from RefSeq and is a predicted model, not a curated record. Gene Ontology annotation, molecular function: ATP binding; protein serine/threonine kinase activity; protein tyrosine kinase activity. Lineage: Eukaryota; Viridiplantae; Streptophyta; Magnoliopsida; Malvales; Malvaceae.
UUAAACUGCUACAGUUUUUACUAAAACCUAAGUUACUUUCUAACAUCCCCACCUCUGAGACCAAUCAUUUAGAGUUGUGGGCAGGUAGGAUGACUCUGCUUUCGAGAAUUAGGACAAUACUGAAAUCCAAAGAAGAGAAAGCAUUCAUAAGGAAUGGAAGCAUUUUAUUACAGGAGCUCGUUGCCUUUUGUAAUGGCAAAUGUAAUCCUAUUUGUGGCUUCUCUGCCAAGGAGCUCAAGAGAGCAACAAACAACUAUGACCUGCGACGAGUUUUACAUAAGAAUAGAUUUUACAAGUUCUACAAAGGUCUUCUGAGAGACCAACCAGUGCUCAUUAAGAAGUUUAAAGGCAAUUUUGAACGAUGCGAAGUUGUUUUCAAUGAGAUUGUGGUUGCAUCGCUGAUGAGUGUCCAUAAGAAUGUCUUGAAGUUGUUGGGAUGCUGCUUAGAGACUAAAGUUCCUACUCUAGUAUUUGAAUUUGCAGAGAGCGGAAAUCUUGGUGAUCAAGUUUCUAGGCAGAAUAAUAACUGUCAUUUUCAGCCUUUAUCAUGGAGAUGUAGAUUAAAAAUUGCAAUGGACAUUGCCAAUGUGGUUGCUUACCUCCACACUGCAUUCCCCAAGCCUAUCAUCCAUAGAGAUAUCCGCUGCUUGAAUAUCUUCCUGAGUGAAGACUGUACGGCCAAACUAUCGGAUUUCUCUGUGUCAAGGUCAUUUUCUGAUGAUGAAGUGGAUGUAAAGGAUGAAGUGCCAGAAAUAAUGGGACUUACUACAGCUGAGUAUAUGGCUAAGCAGGAUGUUUGUAGCGUUGGUAUUCUUAUGUUAAUUCUUUUGACUGGACAAAAUGAAAUCUGCAAAGACCCUCUUGAAAACAAUAAAAGAAUCUAUAUAGCAGAUUACGUUAGAAAAUAUGACUUCGAUGAGAUUUUGGAUCCCAUGAUUUUCAAAGAGAUGUUGCUUGAGGAAGUGCAGCAAGUGGAAGCUUUUAAAGCACUUGUCAUGAACUGCAUUUGCGAAUCAGCAGGAGAUAGGCCAACAAUGACUGAUGUGGCAAAGGAGCUCAGGCGGAUUAAUCAAAGGAGCUUUACGCAGGAUAUUGUCCACAUUACAAACUGCAGAGAUUCAAGUUCUCCAACAAAUAUAGACUAGCCUAGAACUUGAGAUCGAUGUGUUGUUGGAGAAAUUUUUAACACUGUUAAAACCUUAUGUUUAGCUUGGGUAGUGUUUAGUCAAUAAAAACUGAAUGUUCAUGUUAUUAAAUUGUUAAUGUUUAAUGUGCACAAGAAAUCCGAUAAUACAAAAGAUCCUAAAUUCAAAACUC